Molecule: messenger RNA, 1215 nt
Organism: Oppia nitens
Lineage: Eukaryota; Metazoa; Arthropoda; Arachnida; Sarcoptiformes; Oppiidae
Product: platelet glycoprotein 4-like
Exons: 7
Coding region: 97-1215 (372 amino acids)
Cellular component (GO): membrane; cytoplasm
Molecular function (GO): scavenger receptor activity
Source: RefSeq, a predicted model, not a curated record
GGUCUGUUUCAUGUGGUUAACAAUACUGUUAUUGAACCCAUUGAAGUGGAAACUGGAUUACACGACACCAGCAUAUUUAGGCCGGCCUUUAGGUCGAUGUCCCAAAAUGUUGUCAUUGAUUUUAGUUUUAAGUUGAUUAAAUUUUUCAACGAUCCCAAUUGUCGUAUAUUUCAAGCAAUGAACGGCCUGUCCAUACCCGGUCAUACAUUUGGUCCCGGUGCUGAUAAAUCAGAUAAAAUCUAUGCAUUUGAAGGCAACAUUUGUAGCAUAAAAUACGCCAAAUACCUGAGCUACGCCCUAUCCCGAUACGUACCAGUGUGGCGUUUCAUAAUGCCCCGGGACAUGAUGUCGGCACCCGAAAAAAAUCGUAACAACAAAUGUCUGUGCACUACACCCUACAAUCCUGAACUGUGCCAGGGUAUGGUCGAUUUGGGACCAUGUACGUUUGGCGCACCCAUAUCCCUGACCUAUCCGCACUUUUUGCAUGCAUCCCACAAAAUCAGACAAACCGUCUUUGGAUUGGAACCGAUUGCCGACAAACACCAGCCCUAUCUGGAUGUACAUCCGACACUUGGACUACCUAUCAACGCAAUGGUCAGACUGCAAGUUAAUCUGCUUAUUGAACCGUUAUCUCAAUUAGUCGGUUUCGGUGAUCUAAGCGAAGCUAUACUACCGUUCCUCUGGUUUGAACCGGAGAUUCAUUUUGAUGGUGUAAUGGCCUAUUUGCCGGCACUGGGCUUAUAUCCGCUUAUGGCGCUAGACUAUGGUGCGUUUGGCAUAAUGUUUAUGGGACUGGCAUUAAUUGUAUUGGCCCGUCUAUACGCCCACAACAAGCGUAACAUUCUUUCCUCACCAUCAGCACCACCACAACCCGUUAGGCCUGUCCAGCGUAGCCCUGAGCUAAUCAACUCUAAUGUCCGUAAUAUUGACAAUAACAAUAAUAUUAAUAAUAAUAAUAACAUAUAUCCGAUCACCACAAUCAGCGAUAAGGUGUUACCAUUUAGUAGUGAAAAAUCGGCUAAAAUUACCGACGAUACCGAUGCGGUAUCAGCUGACCAGUGGUCGCGACCGCCGGCCUAUUCGUCUCCCAGUGAAAAAUAUUAUGUAAAACGGGCCCAUUUUGGUACACAAACAUCGCCGCUGAAUGUGGGCCGCCGAUUGACCAGUGCUGACCGAAAACGGGAAGUUCAGUCACCUCCCGGUUCAAUACAGUAA